UCGCCGUCGCUAUCGAGGCGAGCUCCGUGGAAGUUUGCUGGCUGCUGAGGCUCGUUCGAGGCGGUGGAGGACAGGCAGGCAGGCAGCUCUCCGUUCGGCUUGGCUUGGCUUGGACGGCUGCCGCGUCGCGCACCUGCGGGCGGGCAGUGGCCAGUGGCUGGGCGGUCCGGGGCCGGGGCAGCCAGGGGCGUCGUCGCGCUCGUAGCCACUGAGGUCGGCGGCGGUGGCACCGUGGCAGUGCGGUGCCGAGAAACCGUCCCACCAAGGAGGCUGGGGCACCGAACAGCGAACAACGGAAGAAGAGCAGCUGAACAGGCAGGGGAGAGGUUCCAGCUAUGCUCACCGCGCAGCCGCCACCUGAGGUAGCGGGUGAGGAUGACAGCAGUUUCCACCAUGUCUUCGUGGAGUUUAUGACCAAAGCCGCUCAGUUCGAGGAGCUCGCUGAAUCUGGGGAGCGAUUGCUUGGGAGAUUCCGUGAGGAGCUUGAGUAUUUUCGUAGGCCCCAGAUUCCUAAGGAAUCAGAUGUCAUGAAUCAGAUACUUAAAUCCAACUGCACUGUCAGAAUGAGGUCCUAUGUUGAAGCUGGCUGCAGGCUUCACUACCAAAACAUCUCAAACAUAAAUCAGUUAAGCUCAUCCGAAGCUGGACUUAAAGAUCAUAUAAAGAAAGCUAAGACUUUGCUCGAAGAACUUGAAUGUCUAGUCGAGAAUGUCUAUGGCAUCACAUUAACAUCCAGUUUAAGUGCUCUGGAAGUUUCAGACAGUCAUUGCCUCGACAACAUGCCAAGCACCGAUUGCUAUGCCAUGGAGGAGGAUAAACGAGCAGAUCAUUUGGACAUGGACGUAUCGCUCGUUACGGUGAUGGCCAUGGUUCGCAACAUGCUGAAGCUUGACUACACGAUGCAGGAGAAGAUUGUCACUGCAUUGUCCUUGAAAACACCAGCAUCGGAGCUCGAGGGAUACUGCCUCAUGUGGGAUCUACGCCCGUACAUCGAUGACGACGUGAUGCGUCUUGCGUGGAACAUGUGUCCUUGAAGCAUUGGGGCUUUGAGUUGUUUCUGCUGGGAUGGAUGUCUGGUCUGUUCAUUAUUUUCUUAUGUAUGACAACGUGGUUGUGUGUGUUCAUGGUCGUCUUCUGGAGACGAGAAACACAUGGGUGUUGUUUGGUUCACAUAAAUUGGUAACUAAUAAUAUUAGAUUAUGUUUGUUUAAGUUCAA
Molecule: messenger RNA, 1217 nt
Organism: Zea mays
Lineage: Eukaryota; Viridiplantae; Streptophyta; Magnoliopsida; Poales; Poaceae
Exons: 7
Coding region: 336-1034 (232 amino acids)
Source: RefSeq, marked validated